AUGCGCGUGACAGUUGGCACCACAGCCGAGAACUGUGAGGCAUGGCUGGUGGAGCUGGAGGUGCCCGAGAAAACCACGGUCUCCUCCCUGAAGAAGAUCUUGGCAUCGCCGCCCCACUCCCUGGCGGUUUCUGCCAGCACCAAGGUGCUGUUUCGAGACAACGGUGUCUUGACGACACUCUUCGACAAAGAGGUUGUACAUAGUCAUGUGACCCUGCUGAAUGUGGCAGAUGACAAAGUCCUGUCCUUCCCGGAGACCUUCCUUUGGGGUGCUGCAACUGCCGCCUACCAGGUGGAAGGGGCCGCGAACCGGGACGGGCGCACACCCAGCAUCUGGGACACCUUUUGCUCGGUGCCCGGGAAGAUCCGAAACGGGGACACAGGAGCCACUGCCUGUGAGCACUACCACCGCUUCGUUGAAGACGUGGGGCUGAUGAAGGACUUGGGGCUGCGGGCCUACCGUUUUUCCAUCUCUUGGUCCAGGCUACUGCCCUUUGGCAGGGGCAAAGUGAAUCUGCGAGCCGUGGACUUCUAUACCAGCCUUCUGCUGGAGCUGAAGAAGAGCAAGACGAUCACUCCGGUGGUCACGCUCUAUCACUGGGACUUGCCGCAAUGCCUGGAAGAUGAGUACGGCGGCUGGCUUUCUCGACAGGUGAUCGCAGACUUUGAAGCCUUCGCCUCGAUUUGUUUCGAGACCUUCGGAAGACGCUAUGUGAAGUACUGGAUUACCUUGAACGACCCCUGGUGUUGCUGCGCCUUGGGCUACGCCUCCGGGGAGCACGCGCCGGGCCGGUGCUCCGCCCCCGGCAAGGAGCCGUACGCCGUUGCGCACAACAUGCUGCUGGCACAUGCGCGAGCCGUGAAGUGCUUCCGGGAAUCCUUUCAGAAGCAGCAGGGCGGCGUCAUAGGCCCGGAGAAAACGUGGCUGAGGAAUUUUGACAGCGCCGGCGCCGGUCCGCGUCCAGAGCUCGGGUUCCGCAACUCCCGGAGCCGCGCCUGGAACGGCGCCCUUGGCCACUGGCGUCGCGGCCGCGGUCGCAGCCAGGAGGUGAUGCAGGCCCUGCAGCAGGUGAAGGAUGAGGGCUUGCAGACAGACAUCGUGUCCAGCGGCUUCGUAGGCGCCAUCAAGGCAGACCGCGUCACCGGCAACAUCUCUCUGGUGCUUGAGGUGGAGGUGUACAAGUCGGAGGUGGAGCAACGCCUCUCUGAGCUGCCCUGGGCCAAAUCUGUUGAGGUCAGCGUGGGCUCAGUGAAGGCUGCGCCGCCCUCUCAGCCACGGCCAAUGCCGGAGAUACCCAAGUCGCUGGACAAGGUGAAGAACAUCGUGGCGGUGUCUUCCUGCAAGGGCGGCGUGGGAAAGAGCACGGUGGCUGUGAACCUGGCCUAUGCCUUGCACAACAAGGGCUACAAGGUGGGGAUCUUCGACUGCGACGUCUACGGGCCCUCCCUGCCGGUGAUGGUGCGGUUUCAGGAAGAGACCCCAAAGAUGGAGAUGUACCAAGACGAGCAGAAGGAGAAGCACAUCAGGCCAGUAAUUCACCCUGAGACUGGCAUGAAACUGGUGUCCUUCGGCUUUGUGGGACAUGCGGCGGUGAUGCGGGGCUCAAUGGUCACUGGGGUCAUGUCGCAGCUGGUCAACCAGACGGACUGGGGGGAGCUGGACUACCUGAUCCUGGACAUGCCCCCGGGCACGGGCGAUAUCCAUCUGACCCUGUCGCAGGUGUGUCAGAUCACCUGCGCGGUCAUCGUCACCACGCCUCAGAAGCUGAGCGUCAUCGACGUGGAGCGCGGCAUCUCCAUGUUCAGCCAACUGAAAGUGCCUUCUGUGGCCGUGGUGCAGAACAUGAGCUACAUGUCCACCGACUCAGGGCGGCAGUACAUCUUCGGGAAGACUGACGCGGGCUACGCCAUUGCCGACACCUUCGGCAUAGAGCAGGUCUUCGAGCUGCCGCUGGAGGCCUCGGUGGCCCAGGCCGGGGACUCCGGGAACCCCUUCGGCAACCAGGGGGACAGCGAGUCCUCGAAGGAGAUGGACAAACUUGCGGACUCCGUGGUCCAAGAGGUCCAGAAGAUCCAUGAAAACCGACAGCCGCCAAGGCUUUUUUGGGAUGCCCAGCAGAAGGUCUUGCGGCUGCAGUUGCCGGAGGGUAAGGAGCUGGGCAUCGACCCCGUAGAGCUCCGCCUGAGGGACAAAGGUGCGGGAGGCGUCACCCCUCCCGCGCCGGGCGUUUUCCCAGAAGAGAUCGUGGACAUGGGAAACUAUGCCGUGGUCAUCAAGUGGUCCGACGGCGUCGUUCAAGUGGCCCCCCACAAGCAGCUCAUCGAGGGAGAUGAGAAGGGGCCCAUGCAGUACGUCGAGCUCUCCGUCGCAUGA
Effrenium voratum is the source of this 2373-nucleotide messenger RNA. The record is from the annotation of a GenBank genome assembly. NCBI's taxonomy places the organism in Eukaryota, Dinophyceae, Suessiales, Symbiodiniaceae.